This is a messenger RNA of Eruca vesicaria subsp. sativa (arugula), 219 nucleotides long. Lineage: Eukaryota; Viridiplantae; Streptophyta; Magnoliopsida; Brassicales; Brassicaceae. The record is from the annotation of a GenBank genome assembly.
AUGAUUCCUAUAUGCGUGCAGUGCGGAACAGGAGGAAACCCAUGUAGAUGCAAAGUGGUAGGACCAACGUUAGGGCUUGUGGCGUUUGUAGCAGCCGCAGUUGUGGAGUGGCCGGUGGGUGCAUUGGUUUAUAUCUUCAAGCAUGCCAAAGGUCGCCGUAUAAUGGGCCAUCCGGCUACACAUGUUUAUCCCAAAGUCACCCGUUCCAUUCCCAUAUGA